Pseudomyrmex gracilis is the source of this 1968-nucleotide messenger RNA. RefSeq names its product malate dehydrogenase, cytoplasmic (gene Mdh1). Gene Ontology annotation, molecular function: L-malate dehydrogenase (NAD+) activity. Lineage: Eukaryota; Metazoa; Arthropoda; Insecta; Hymenoptera; Formicidae. The coding region runs from base 192 to 1190 and encodes 332 amino acids. The record is from RefSeq and is a predicted model, not a curated record. The transcript has 5 exons. Gene Ontology annotation, biological process: oxaloacetate metabolic process; malate metabolic process; tricarboxylic acid cycle. Gene Ontology annotation, cellular component: cytosol; mitochondrion.
GCUACGAUAGUGUGACAGCCCUGUUUCCAGUCCACUUCCAGUCGAUACUAUAGUUCAUUGAGGAGUAGAGUAGAAUUAUCUACGUCUACACAUUUUCUUCAGAUCGACUGUAUAUUUUAGCUAAUCGAGAUAUAUCAAUUUUUUUAUUUUUUUUGUUAAUAGAAAAGAUACAUUGUUAGAGAGAGAGAAAAAUGGCUGAACCUAUAAAUGUCGUUGUUACCGGUGCUGCUGGGCAAAUUGCCUACUCUCUUUUAUACCAAAUCGCAGCUGGUACAGUUUUUGGACCAGAACAGCCAGUUAAUCUUAUGUUAUUAGAUAUCCCACCUAUGAUGAAAGUAUUGAAUGGUGUUGUUAUGGAACUGGAAGAUCUAGCUCUUCCUUUGUUACAAGAAGUUGUGCCAACAGCUGAGCCUGCCAAGGCCUUUAAUAACGUCGCAGCCGCUUUUUUGGUUGGCGCAAUGCCAAGAAAAGAAGGAAUGGAACGUAAGGAUCUCUUGGCUGCAAAUGUGGAAAUUUUUAAGGUGCAAGGUGAAGCAUUAGAUAAAUACGCUCGCAAGGAUGUCAAGGUGCUAGUUGUAGGUAAUCCAGCUAACACCAAUGCGCUUAUCUGUUCGCAUUAUGCACCGUCUAUUCCAAAAGAAAAUUUCACUGCAAUGACUAGAUUGGAUCAAAAUAGAGCACAAGCGGCACUAGCAGCUCGAUUGAAAGUUCAGGUUGAUAAAGUAAAGAAUGUCAUUAUCUGGGGUAACCACAGCUCUACGCAAUAUCCUGAUGCAGGACAUGCGACUGUGGAGCUUCCAUCUGGAACAAAACCAGUACCAGCUGAGAUUAAAGACGACGAAUGGUUAAACACUACUUUUGUAGAAACGAUUCAAAAACGCGGUGCUGCUGUAAUAGCCGCUAGAAAAAUGUCUUCCGCCAUGUCGGCUGCCAAAGCUGCUGGAGAUCACAUGAGAGAUUGGUGGUUUGGAACCAAGCCCAAAGAAUGGGUCAGCAUGGGCGUUGUAUCCGACGGAAGUUACGGAAUUCCAAAAGAUAUCGUGUUUUCCUUCCCUGUUACUGUUAAGAACAAGCAGUAUGAAAUUGUGAAAAAUCUUCCACUUAGUCCAUUUGCCGUAUCAAAGUUGGAGAUUACAUCCAAGGAACUAGAAGAGGAACGUGCCGAAGCAAACAAUGUAUUGAAGAAGUGACUAGCAACGUCAGUGCCAAACGAAGAAAUGGAAAAAAAAUUUAUGUCAGCAAAAUUGUAAAGAUAUCGUACAAUAUAUAGCAACAAAAAAACAAACAAGAGACAUAAUCACAUAUAUAUAGUAGGAAUAUUAUGUGGAUAAUAGUUUCCGUAUAAUAUUAACAUAUUGUUUUGCGAAUGAUUACAGAAACAGAAUUUUUUUAGUAUUUGUAAUUAACUAAAAUCCUUUUCAUGUGAUACAUAAGACUGUUGCAACAUCUCCUGAAAAUAACAGAGACAAACGCUUUUGGUUUUUGAAUCGAGAUAUUUGAUGUAGAUUCUACUUUGUUAUUUCAAACAUAUACAUACGUAUACAUGCAGGUUUACGGGCACAUGUUUGUAAUCACAAACAAAAAAACAUACAUGCAUACAUACAAAGUGUUCCAAAAUUCGUGAAUUACAAAUGAAAUACGAAAAAUCAGGAAUAAACAAUCUGUGAAUUUUAAACUUCAAGCAAUAGUUUUUAAAAUGCAGAAAUGUCUGAAAAAGAUGUUAGAAUUAGUGUAAAAGUAUUUGAUGAUAUUAUUAAUAUGAAGAUAUUAUGUAGUGAUAUAUAUAUUGGAAACGGUAUUUUUAUACUCGAAUACUGGAACACUAUAAUAUAUAAUUCAAUGUAAACACACUAUAAAAUGAGACAAUUUAGCAUAGAAGGUAAACAGAUGCUAUAACAAGUGAUUAUUAUUAUAGUAUGUAAAUGGUAAAGGUGUUGUUAUAGAAUACAUUACCCAGGUAUUAAUGUA